Pteropus alecto (black flying fox) is the source of this 812-nucleotide messenger RNA. RefSeq names its product peptidylprolyl isomerase H (gene PPIH). The record is from RefSeq and is a predicted model, not a curated record. NCBI's taxonomy places the organism in Eukaryota, Metazoa, Chordata, Mammalia, Chiroptera, Pteropodidae. Bases 89 to 622 code for a protein of 177 amino acids. Gene Ontology annotation, molecular function: peptidyl-prolyl cis-trans isomerase activity. The transcript has 10 exons. Gene Ontology annotation, cellular component: intracellular membrane-bounded organelle. Gene Ontology annotation, biological process: protein folding; protein peptidyl-prolyl isomerization.
UGCGCCUGCGCGGGAGACUAAACCUGCGGAGCUGGGAUUAGGGUCAUCGGAACUAGGCGCUAGCGACUUCUGCUUCCGGGUCGGAGCCAUGGCGGUGGCAAAUUCAAGCCCUGUCAAUCCCGUGGUGUUCUUUGAUGUCAGCAUUGGCGGCCAGGAAGUUGGCCGCAUGAAGAUCGAGCUCUUUGCAGACGUUGUGCCUAAAACGGCCGAGAACUUUAGGCAAUUCUGCACUGGAGAAUUCAGAAAAGAUGGGGUUCCAAUAGGAUACAAAGGGAGCACUUUCCACAGGGUCAUAAAGGAUUUCAUGAUUCAGGGUGGAGAUUUUGUUAACGGAGAUGGUACAGGAGUCGCCAGUAUUUACCGGGGGCCAUUUGCAGAUGAAAAUUUUAAACUUAGACACUCAGCUCCAGGCCUGCUUUCCAUGGCAAACAGUGGUCCCAGUACAAAUGGCUGCCAGUUCUUCAUCACCUGCUCUAAGUGUGAUUGGCUGGAUGGGAAGCACGUAGUGUUUGGAAAAAUCAUUGAUGGACUUCUAGUGAUGAGAAAGAUUGAGAAUGUUCCUACAGGCCCCAACAAUAAGCCCAAGCUGCCUGUGGUAAUCUCACAGUGUGGGGAGAUGUAGACCCAAACAAGACUGAAUCAGACCUUCAUGUCUCUGCCACUGUAGGCCUUCCCUUGCUCUGGGUGAUGCUCUUGAGUAAGAUCUGGAUUGGCCCGUUUGCUUCCUUGCCUGCUGUUGCCCUGUUUGAUCAAGAGACCUUGGAAGUAUCACACAUGUUUUUUCAACUGUAAAUAAAGUUUUUUGUUUUGUA